AUGGCUUCUCCGACCGUCCUGGCGACGGUCAUUCUGCUCGCCCUGCUGCUCUAUCACUAUGUAAUCCAGCCCUACUUCCUCUCGCCCUUGGCCAAGAUCCCCAACGCGCAUUUCACCUCGCCUCUCACUUCCGCCUGGAUUGAACGCCGACGCAACGCAGGCAAAGAGGUGCUCACGAUCUACAACGCCCAUCGCAAGCAUGGCUCGGUGGUGCGACUCGGCCCCGACGAGCUGAGCGUCAACUCCCUGAGCGGAUUGCGCACGAUCUACACGGGCGCAUACGAAAAGCAUCAAUGGUACAACGAUCUGUUCGUCAAUUUCCAUACCGACAACAUGGUGGGCAUGGUGCACAACGAGCCUCAUGCCCGCCAGAAGCGCAUGCUCAGCAAGAUAUUCUCCAAGUCAUUUCUCCAGGAUUCCGUCGAUCUCCGCGACAUCUCGCGUAUCGUGCUGUCGCAGCGUCUCUUACCCAUCUUACGACGCGUCGCGACCGACAGAGAGACCAUCAACGUCCUGCCCUUGUUUCAGGCUGUCGGCAUGGAUUUCACCUCGGCGUUCUUGUUCGGCACCCGCAACGCCACGACGUAUAUUCUUCAGCUGCCCGAAUGGCAGCAGUGGUUGGACGAGUACGAGCAGUUCAAGGUGAUGAGCCGUGACGAUCGCUGCGACGGGUUCAUCGAGUCGUGGUGUCUGUCGCUGUGUCGUCGGAUGGAGAAGAACGAGCGCCCGAACGACGUCCCCGUCGCCACGAGCCCCGUCGUCUAUGACCAGCUGCGCGACAGCCUCGAGAAGGACCCCGAUGAUCGACCGCGCGAGCUGGCCAUCGCUUCCGAGCUGCUGGACCAUCUCGUGGCCGGUCACGAGACCACCGGCAUCUCUUUCACCUAUAUGAUGUGGGAGCUGUCGCAGCAUCCGGAUCUCCAGACCGAGCUGCGUCGGGAACUGCUGACCUUGAGUCCGCAGUUCAAAUUCCCAGCCGCCUCUGAGAAGACGGACACUCUUCUGGAGAUCCCGACCCCGUCCUCCAUCGACUCUCUUCCGCUGCUGGAUGCUAUCCUUCGCGAGACCCUCCGCGUGCAUUCUCCCACCCCCGCUCCCUUACCGCGUGCGACGCCCCAUACCAAGGACGGAGUGUCUCUCGAUGGAUAUAAUAACAUCCCCGGUGGGAUCCGGAUCAGUUCCUCCUCGUACAGCCUGCACCGCAUUGAGGAGGUGUAUCCGGAAUCGGAGAAGUGGCAGCCCCGGCGAUGGUUGGAGCCUGGACAGGGAAAGAUACACGACAUGCGACGGUUGUUCUGGCCGUUUGGUAGCGGAGGGCGCAUGUGUCUGGGAAGUAAUUUUGCUUUGCAGGAGAUUAAAAUGGUGAUGGCCGCGGUGUAUACGAAUUAUACGACGGAGAUCGUCGACGACGAGGGCAUUGAGCAGGAUCUUGCUUUUAUUUCUUUGCCUGUGGGACGCAAAUUGAUGUUGAAGUUCACGCCCGUGGAGGGCUGA
This is a messenger RNA of Aspergillus affinis, 1494 nucleotides long. RefSeq names its product cytochrome P450. The record is from RefSeq and is a predicted model, not a curated record. The coding region runs from base 1 to 1494 and encodes 497 amino acids. The transcript has 2 exons. Lineage: Eukaryota; Fungi; Ascomycota; Eurotiomycetes; Eurotiales; Aspergillaceae. Gene Ontology annotation, molecular function: oxidoreductase activity, acting on paired donors, with incorporation or reduction of molecular oxygen; iron ion binding; monooxygenase activity.